AUGGAGGAGGAUAACUUUGAUAUUGACAUAUAUGAAGAUGAACCAUUUUUGUAUGAAGAAGGGAAAGAAGAUGAGGCAUUUGAACAAGAAACACUGAAAGAAUCAGCAAAUGUAAAUACAGACAUAGUAAAGACGAAGACAGAUGUUUUAGAUGCUGAGAAUUCUACUAAUACAACAGAACUUUCGAAUAUUGGAGAAAAAAAAAGUAGAAAAAGUGUAAUAUAUUCAGAAAAAGGUUUGACAGAUGUAAUAGGUAAUAUAAAUACAUCAAGUAAUACAGCAGAGAAAGAACUUUCGGAAACUAAAGUAGACACACGACCUAUUGAUAGCCAUGCAACUACAGCACUUUAUCUUGGAGAAAUGAAUUGGUGGAACUCAGAUGAGGAUAUAAGGAAUGUUGUUCUUGAAGCAGGGAUUGAUUGUGAACUCAAAGAUAUAACUUUUAAUGAACAUAAAGUAAACGGAAAAUCAAAAGGGAUUGCAUUUGUUGAAUUCACAACACCUCAGGCUGCUACAGCAGUUAAACUUUUUCUUGAAAACACUACAAAUCCUGCGUAUAUGAACGGCAAUAAAAAAUUCUCUGUAAGCUUUUCAUCAACUUCUAAUCCUUUCCGUACACUCCCUAAAGAACCUCCAUCUAAAACUGCACGUGGACGUAAUGAUAUGGUUUCUACUAAUACGCGUGGAUUAGCAAGAGUAAAUUCAGGUACUCGCAAUUCAAACAACCGUAAUGCGUCUGGAUACGGAAAUCGAUCAAACUCUGCCAAUAUUCAAGGGAAUGUAAUGAUGGGUGGCAUUCCAGGCAGAAUACCAUUUCCUAACAUGAUGCCUUUCGGUUCAUAUUCUCAGCAACAAGGUACAGUGGGACCCGGUUUUAAUACUAAUAUGAUGGGCUAUGGAAAUUUCGGUGGACAAGGCUUUCCUGCACCACAUUUUAAUCCCACAUUUUUUGGAAACAAUGCACAAGAUCCUAAUGCAUUUCCUGAAACAAAUCCCCAUGGCCAAAAAAGACAAAGAGGGUCUGAAUGA
Pneumocystis jirovecii RU7 is the source of this 1029-nucleotide messenger RNA. RefSeq lists its product as uncharacterized. Gene Ontology annotation, molecular function: mRNA binding. NCBI's taxonomy places the organism in Eukaryota, Fungi, Ascomycota, Pneumocystomycetes, Pneumocystales, Pneumocystaceae. Bases 1 to 1029 code for a protein of 342 amino acids. Gene Ontology annotation, biological process: mRNA alternative polyadenylation. The transcript has 4 exons. Gene Ontology annotation, cellular component: mRNA cleavage and polyadenylation specificity factor complex. The record is from RefSeq and is a predicted model, not a curated record.